Messenger RNA from Colletotrichum phormii, 734 nucleotides. Its product is annotated as ubiquitin-40S ribosomal protein S27a. Gene Ontology annotation, molecular function: ubiquitin protein ligase binding; structural constituent of ribosome; protein tag activity. Lineage: Eukaryota; Fungi; Ascomycota; Sordariomycetes; Glomerellales; Glomerellaceae. Bases 126 to 593 code for a protein of 155 amino acids. The record is from RefSeq and is a predicted model, not a curated record. Gene Ontology annotation, biological process: protein ubiquitination; translation; modification-dependent protein catabolic process. Gene Ontology annotation, cellular component: ribosome; cytoplasm; nucleus. The transcript has 2 exons.
GACAUCCAACUCUGCCGGAACGAAGCGUGGAAAGAGGAGCAUCGAGGGAGACGGACAGCAAUCUUUGCUAUCCACCCACAUCUUUCGAGACACCAAUUCUAACAUUCCGUGACAAGUAGGCAAUCAUGCAGAUCUUCGUCAAGACCCUGACGGGCAAGACUAUCACCCUUGAGGUGGAGUCGUCCGACACCAUCGACAAUGUCAAGUCCAAGAUCCAGGACAAGGAGGGCAUCCCCCCCGACCAGCAGCGCCUGAUCUUCGCCGGAAAGCAGCUCGAGGACGGCCGCACCCUCUCCGACUACAACAUCCAGAAGGAGUCCACUCUCCACCUGGUCCUGCGCCUGCGUGGUGGUAUGGCCAAGAAGCGCAAGAAGAAGGUCUACACCACCCCCAAGAAGAUCAAGCACAAGCGCAAGAAGACCAAGUUGGCUGUCCUCAAGUACUACAAGGUCGACUCUGACGGCAAGAUCGAGCGCCUUCGCCGCGAGUGCCCCUCCGACACCUGCGGUGCCGGUGUUUUCAUGGCCGCCAUGAACGACCGCCAGUACUGCGGCCGCUGCCACCUCACCUACGUCUUCGACAAGAAGGAGUAAACUUCCUUUUUUGUUUCGCGGGCGCGAGGUUACGGAAAACAAAGCGACAAUUAUGGGAGGAUCGGUUCAGGGUUAGCAUUCUAGUCGGCAGAAAGCCGCACACAAAAUGGGGGCGUUGAUGUACACAUCACUGGCUGGCAA